GGAGGCCGCGGCCGCCAUGUUGUUGUGGGGCUGAGGCGGCGCCCGCGGAGCCCUGAGCGGCCGUGACAGGCUACGCAACAGGUUCGCUGGCGGCGGCCUGACGACCAAGCCGGCUGCAGCGGCGGCGACGGCGGCAGAGCAGGGUCUCCCGGCGUCUGCCCGCGCCCAGACUGCCGGUGCUGAGGAGCGCGGAGUCGUGCUGUGACGUGCGGGAGGCGCGGCGAGGGCGCCAGAUGGCCGAGAGCUAGCAAGGAAAACUCAGGACCAUGAUGGCUCAGUUUCCCACAGCUAUGAAUGGAGGACCAAACAUGUGGGCUAUUACCUCUGAAGAACGUACUAAGCAUGACAGGCAGUUUGAUAACCUCAAACCUUCAGGAGGUUACAUAACAGGUGAUCAAGCACGUAAUUUUUUCCUACAAUCAGGUCUACCGGCCCCUGUUUUAGCUGAAAUAUGGGCUUUAUCAGACCUAAACAAGGAUGGGAAGAUGGAUCAGCAAGAGUUCUCCAUAGCUAUGAAACUCAUCAAACUGAAGCUUCAAGGCCAGCAAUUGCCUGUGGUUCUCCCUCCCAUUAUGAAGCAACCCCCUAUGUUUUCUCCAUUAAUUUCUGCUCGUUUUGGAAUGGGAAGCAUGCCCAAUCUGUCCAUUCCUCAGCCAUUGCCUGCAGCUGCACCUAUAACAUCAUUGUCCUCUGCGACUUCAGGGACCAACCUUCCUCCCUUAAUGAUGCCCGCUCCCCUAGUGCCUUCUGUUAGCACAUCAUCAUUACCAAAUGGAACCGCCAGUCUCAUUCAGCCUUUAUCCAUUCCUUAUUCUUCUUCAACAUUGCCUCAUGGGUCAUCUUACAGUCUGAUGAUGGGAGGAUUUGGAGGUGCUAGUAUACAGAAAGCGCAGUCUCUGAUUGAUUUAGGAUCUAGUAGCUCAACUUCCUCGACUGCUUCACUCUCAGGGAACUCACCCAAGACUGGGACCUCAGAGUGGGCAGUUCCUCAGCCUUCAAGAUUAAAAUAUCGGCAAAAAUUUAAUAGUCUUGACAAAAGCAUGAGUGGAUAUCUCUCAGGUUUUCAAGCUAGAAAUGCCCUUCUUCAGUCAAAUCUUUCUCAAACUCAGCUAGCUACCAUUUGGACUCUGGCUGACAUUGAUGGUGAUGGACAGCUAAAAGCAGAAGAGUUUAUUCUUGCGAUGCACCUUACUGACAUGGCCAAAGCUGGACAGCCAUUACCACUGACUUUACCUCCUGAGCUUGUGCCUCCAUCUUUCAGAGGAGGAAAGCAAAUUGAUUCCAUUAAUGGAACUCUGCCUUCAUAUCAGAAAAUACAAGAAGAGGAACCUCAGAAGAAAUUACCAGUUACUUUUGAGGACAAACGGAAAGCCAACUAUGAGCGAGGGAACAUGGAGCUAGAGAAGCGACGCCAAGCCUUGAUGGAGCAGCAACAGAGGGAGGCAGAACGUAAAGCCCAGAAAGAAAAGGAAGAGUGGGAACGAAAACAGAGAGAAUUACAAGAACAAGAAUGGAAGAAACAACUUGAAUUAGAAAAACGCUUGGAGAAGCAACGGGAAUUGGAGAGACAACGAGAGGAAGAAAGGAGAAAAGAGAUAGAAAGACGAGAGGCAGCAAAACAGGAACUUGAACGACAACGUCGCUUAGAAUGGGAGAGAAUUCGGCGACAGGAACUUCUCAAUCAAAAGAAUAGAGAACAAGAAGAAAUUGUCAGGUUAAACUCUAAAAAGAAGAGUCUUCAUCUUGAGUUGGAAGCACUGAAUGGCAAACAUCAGCAGAUCUCAGGCAGACUUCAGGAUGUCCGACUCAAAAAGCAAACUCAAAAGACUGAGCUGGAAGUUCUGGAUAAGCAGUGUGACUUGGAAAUUAUGGAAAUCAAGCAACUUCAACAGGAACUUCAGGAGUAUCAGAAUAAGCUUAUCUAUCUGGUACCUGAGAAGCAAUUAUUAAAUGAAAGAAUUAAAAACAUGCAGUUCAGUAACACACCUGAUUCAGGGGUCAGUUUACUUCAUAAAAAAUCAUUAGAAAAGCAAGAAUUAUGCCAAAGACUUAAAGAACAAUUAGAUGCUCUUGAAAAAGAAACUGCAUCUAAGCUAUCAGAAAUGGAUUCUUAUAACAAUCAACUAAAGUGUGGGAAUAUGGAUGACUCUGUUCUUCAGUGCCUUUUGUCUCUGCUAAGCUGUCUCAACAACCUCUUCCUCUUACUUAAGGAAUUGAGAGAAACCUGCAACACACAGCAGUUAGCCCUUGAACAACUUUAUAAGAUCAAACGUGACAAGUUGAAGGAAAUUGAAAGAAAAAGAUUAGAACUAAUACAGAAAAAGAAACUAGAAGAUGAGGCUGCAAGGAAAGCAAAGCAAGGAAAAGAAAACUUAUGGAAAGAAAAUCUUAGAAGGGAGGAAGAAGAAAAACAAAAGCGACUCCAGGAAGAAAAAACACAAGAAAAAAUUCAAGAAGAGGAACGGAAAGCUGAGGAGAAACAACGUAAGGAUAAGGAUACUUUGAAAGCUGAGGAGAAACAACGUGAGACAGCUAGUGUUUUGGUGAAUUAUAGAGCAUUAUACCCCUUUGAAGCAAGGAACCAUGAUGAGAUGAGUUUUAAUUCUGGGGAUAUAAUUCAGGUUGAUGAAAAAACCAUAGGAGAACCUGGUUGGCUUUACGGCAGUUUUCAAGGAAAUUUUGGCUGGUUUCCAUGCAAUUAUGUAGAAAAAAUGCCAUCAAGUGAAAAUGAAAAAGCUGUAUCUCCAAAGAAGGCCUUACUUCCUCCUACAGUUUCUUUAUCUGCUACCUCAACUUCCUCUGAACCACUUUCUUCAAAUCAACCAGCAUCAGUGACUGAUUAUCAAAAUGUAUCUUUUUCAAACCUAACUGUAAAUACAUCAUGGCAGAAAAAAUCAGCCUUCACUCGAACUGUGUCCCCUGGAUCUGUGUCACCUAUUCAUGGACAGGGACAAGUAGUAGAAAACCUAAAAGCACAGGCCCUUUGUUCCUGGACUGCAAAGAAAGAUAACCACUUGAACUUCUCAAAACAUGACAUUAUUACUGUCUUGGAGCAGCAAGAAAAUUGGUGGUUUGGGGAGGUGCAUGGAGGAAGAGGAUGGUUUCCAAAAUCUUAUGUCAAGAUCAUUCCUGGGAGUGAAGUAAAACGGGAAGAACCAGAAGCUUUGUAUGCAGCUAUUAAUAAGAAACCUACCUCGGCAGCCUAUUCAGUUGGAGAAGAAUAUAUUGCACUUUAUCCAUAUUCAAGUGUGGAACCUGGAGAUUUGACUUUCACAGAAGGUGAAGAAAUAUUGGUGACCCAGAAAGAUGGAGAGUGGUGGACAGGAAGUAUUGGAGAUAGAAGUGGAAUUUUUCCAUCAAACUAUGUCAAACCAAAGGAUCAAGAGAGUUUUGGGAGUGCUAGCAAGUCUGGAGCAUCAAAUAAAAAACCUGAGAUUGCUCAGGUAACUUCAGCAUAUGUUGCUUCUGGUUCUGAACAACUUAGCCUUGCACCAGGACAGUUAAUAUUAAUUCUAAAGAAAAAUACAAGUGGGUGGUGGCAAGGAGAGUUACAGGCCAGAGGAAAAAAGCGACAGAAAGGAUGGUUUCCUGCCAGUCAUGUUAAACUUUUGGGUCCAAGCAGUGAAAGAGCCACACCUGCCUUUCAUCCUGUAUGUCAGGUGAUUGCUAUGUAUGACUAUGCAGCCAAUAAUGAAGAUGAGCUCAGUUUCUCCAAGGGACAACUCAUUAAUGUUAUGAACAAAGAUGAUCCUGAUUGGUGGCAAGGAGAGAUCAAUGGGGUGACUGGUCUCUUUCCUUCAAACUACGUUAAGAUGACGACAGACUCAGAUCCAAGUCAACAGUGGUGUGCUGAUCUGCAAACCCUGGACACAAUGCAGCCAAUUGAGAGGAAAAGACAGGGCUAUAUUCACGAGCUGAUUCAGACCGAAGAGCGGUACAUGGCCGACCUUCAGCUCGUCAUCGAGGUUUUUCAGAAACGCAUGGCAGAGUCAGGCUUUCUCACUGAAGGGGAGAUGGCCCUGAUUUUUGUUAACUGGAAAGAGCUCAUCAUGUCCAACACGAAGCUGCUGAAGGCUUUGCGGGUGCGGAAGAAGACCGGGGGCGAGAAGAUGCCGGUGCAGAUGGUUGGGGACAUCCUGGCAGCUGAGCUGUCCCACAUGCAGGCCUACAUCAGGUUCUGCAGCUGCCAGCUUAAUGGAGCAGCUCUGCUACAGCAGAAGACAGAUGAAGACACAGACUUCAAAGAAUUUUUAAAGAAGCUGGCAUCUGACCCGCGGUGUAAAGGAAUGCCCCUCUCCAGCUUCCUGCUGAAACCCAUGCAGAGGAUCACCCGCUACCCACUGCUCAUCAGAAGUAUUCUGGAGAACACCCCGGAGAGCCACGCGGACCAUUCCUCCCUAAAGCUGGCCCUCGAGCGCGCAGAGGAGCUGUGCUCUCAAGUGAAUGAGGGAGUUCGGGAGAAGGAAAACUCGGACCGACUGGAGUGGAUCCAGGCGCACGUGCAGUGCGAAGGCCUCGCGGAGCAACUUAUUUUCAACUCUCUCACCAACUGCCUGGGGCCCCGGAAGCUCUUGCACAGUGGGAAAUUAUACAAGACCAAGAGCAAUAAGGAACUGCACGGAUUCCUCUUCAAUGACUUCCUGCUUCUUACCUACAUGGUCAAGCAGUUUGCUGUUUCCUCUGGCUCUGAGAAACUUUUCAGCUCGAAGUCCAAUGCUCAAUUCAAAAUGUAUAAAACGCCCAUUUUCCUGAAUGAAGUCUUGGUGAAACUGCCCACAGACCCUUCCAGCGAUGAGCCUGUCUUCCACAUUUCCCACAUUGAUCGGGUCUACACCCUCCGAACAGACAACAUUAAUGAGAGGACCGCCUGGGUGCAGAAGAUCAAGGCGGCGUCUGAGCAAUACAUCGACACUGAGAAGAAGAAGCGCGAGAAAGCUUACCAAGCCCGCUCCCAAAAGACUUCAGGCAUUGGGCGCCUGAUGGUGCAUGUCAUUGAAGCUACAGAAUUAAAAGCCUGCAAACCAAAUGGGAAGAGCAACCCAUACUGUGAAAUCAGCAUGGGCUCCCAGAGCUACACCACCAGGACCAUCCAGGACACACUCAAUCCCAAGUGGAAUUUUAACUGCCAGUUCUUCAUUAAGGAUCUGUACCAAGAUGUGCUGUGUCUCACCCUGUUUGACAGAGACCAGUUUUCACCAGAUGAUUUCCUGGGUCGUACUGAAAUUCCAGUGGCCAAAAUUCGAACUGAACAGGAAAGCAAAGGCCCUGUGACCCGCCGACUGCUACUGCACGAGGUCCCCACCGGGGAGGUCUGGGUCCGCUUUGACUUGCAGCUUUUUGAGCAAAAAACUCUCCUGUAGGGGUUCUAAAGGACAGCACCAGUGGGACAGCCCACAAGGCUGGGGCUGGAGAACAAGAGACUGCGCUCUCUUAGGGCUGAGGGAGCACCAUGCAGCUUCACCCCUCACAAAGCCACGCACGCUGGGGGCUCUGUUUUCCUGCACACUAAAUAGCUAGCAAUCUAUGCAAACACCUUUCCUAAAAAGAAACCAAACCCCGUAGUACAGUGCCUUGUCCUAGUGUUCACAUGUUCAGCUGUGUUUCGAUGCCAAGGUUUCCAUUUUCAGGGCUAUAAAAAGUAUUACAUGGAAAUGAGGCAUCAGACCACCAGACGUUACCGCUCGGUUGAAUGUGUCCACCGUGGAGUGGUUUGGUGACGCUGUAACCAUUCCACGCCAGUGACCUCUGCUGGGUCACAGCCACUCAGGAGGGGAAGGGUCAGGAUGAGAGGCUGCAGCCUUGACGCUUGCGCAGCCUGAUACUGAAAUAGCGUCUACUCGUGCACUGAAUAAAAACAGAAACUUGAUCAUUUUUUUCCUGAUUAGAUUUUAUCAGUCUCUGCUAAGACAAUAUAGUCUGGAGUAUAAGUGGGAAAGCUUGAUUUAAAUACUGUGAACUCUAAUAAUGUGGAAAAUAUUUUUCAACUUUAAUUUUCUGAAGUAUAAAUUAUUUAUGUAAAUUCAUUGUUUUUGCAUUUCAUAGGACAUGCAUCUUUAAGCUUUAUCAUUGCCAAUAUGUACAGAAAGAGAAUAAAGACAUAUGUUUAUGGAUGGAA
Messenger RNA from Chlorocebus sabaeus (green monkey), 6115 nucleotides. It is a transcript of the gene ITSN2, whose product is annotated as intersectin 2. Lineage: Eukaryota; Metazoa; Chordata; Mammalia; Primates; Cercopithecidae. Gene Ontology annotation, biological process: endosomal transport; clathrin-dependent synaptic vesicle endocytosis; positive regulation of Rho protein signal transduction. Gene Ontology annotation, cellular component: presynaptic membrane; plasma membrane; intracellular vesicle. The record is from RefSeq and is a predicted model, not a curated record. Gene Ontology annotation, molecular function: protein binding; molecular adaptor activity; calcium ion binding.